AUAUAUUUGAAUUAAUAUCAAUUCGAUUAACACAUCAGAAUUAGUAGAGUGAGAAAAACAAUUAACUGAGAAUUCAACGGGAAUGGUUGAACAGGGAACUGAUUGAGUGCAAACGUUUACGAAAAAUGCAAAUCAUGUUUGGAACAAUUUUUUGUGUUUUAUUGAAAAGUUUAGUAUUGAUAAAGGCAACUAUCACGCCGAAGGAUUAUACCACUUUAAACAUCCUGCAGGAAGAAAAUGUUUCCAUGUAUCAGGAAUUAAAUUUCACGCAGGAUAUUUCAAUGUCCGAGAAAAGUGAGCAUCAUAUACUAAAAUUCAAAUCUGACCGGAACCAUUUUGAUAGUACUGUGAGAAAUAAGCGGGAAGUCGAUGAAAUUGUACUUGCAAAUAUUUCUAUCAUUCCAGAAUCCAUCGAAAGCAUUUUGAGCAAGCCAACAUCUCUCAGAGCAUUUGUACAAUUCGACAGUCAAUUUACAGAAAAAGUAAACGACAUUUUUGUGACAUUGAGAUGGAACCAACCAGAAUUUGCCGAUGAAAUAACACAAGUGUACCAAGUGCAGUGUUCUUCCUUCGAGGACUUUAAAGAAAUCUGGGACGAUAAAAAUAUCACAGCUACAAAAUUGGAGCACACGGUGCACAAUCUAUCAUCUAACACGACAUAUUAUUUUCGAGUACGUGCGCAUACUAAAAUUGUUGCUGGUCCUUACACGGAUUUAAUCAAUGUGUCGACUACACAUGAAAAUCCAAUACCUAAAUUAUUACUUACAACGGAUCUAGAUAUGAAAAUAUUGGACGUGGAUUUAAGAAUUACUAAUACCUUAAUGUCAGGAUAUGUAAAAUAUGUCGCUUAUUCGAUACAAGAACAUAGAAUUUAUUGGCUAACAGAAAGAUACCUAAUGACAUUGAAGAUUAAUGAAAAUAAUAUCACAAAAAUAGCUAACUUUGAUCAUUAUCCCCAUAGUCUCUGCAUUGACUGGGUAGCAAGAAAUCUAUAUAUAGCCUGUACGAAAGAUUACUAUUAUAUUAUUGUAAAGUUCGACUUAACAAUGUGGGAAAAUGGCAUAAUUAAAUUUGAUGAGAUUGUCAAAUCAUCAGAUGUUAUUUACUUUUUAAGUGUGUCACCGUCUAUGGGAAUUUUAUAUUACACACUAACGUUUCUAUAUGCAGUAAGAUUUUACACAAGGAAAACAUAA
Messenger RNA from Camponotus floridanus (Florida carpenter ant), 1193 nucleotides. Its product is annotated as proto-oncogene tyrosine-protein kinase ROS-like. The coding region runs from base 126 to 1193 and encodes 355 amino acids. Lineage: Eukaryota; Metazoa; Arthropoda; Insecta; Hymenoptera; Formicidae. Gene Ontology annotation, molecular function: protein binding. The transcript has 7 exons. The record is from RefSeq and is a predicted model, not a curated record.